GUUUUGAGUUAAGACAAUUUCCCAUAAUGCACAGCGGAUUCUUCUUUGUUGUGAAUAAGUGCGAAUGUGUCACAACUCGACAUUUCUUUGUUUUGAGACUGUGAUUAAUAUUGGUGUACAGACUGUAGAAAAAUGAACUAAGAUAUGCUAUAGUGUUGCCUUAGUAUUGUACCAUCUGUAGUUUCAAUCACGAUCGAAAAUGGCCAGUGCGAAAAGUUCAUCGAAAGGAGAAUUUCAUGUUGGGGGAAAGUAUCGACUUGUGAGAAAAAUCGGGAGCGGAUCAUUUGGGGACAUUUAUCUGGCAAUGAAUAUAGCGAAUGGAGAGGAAGUGGCCGUCAAGCUGGAAUCCGUCAAAGCCAGGCACCCUCAGCUGAUUUAUGAGAGCAAACUGUAUAAAAUUCUCCAGGGAGGAGUUGGAAUCCCCCACAUACGGUGGUGGGGAGUGGAACGGGAGUACAAUGUACUGGUUAUGGACCUAUUGGGACCAAGCAUUGAGGACCUCUUCAACUUCUGCUCCAGAAAGUUCAGUAUGAAGACAGUGCUUAUGCUGGCAGAUCAGAUGAUAAACAGAAUAGAAUUUGUUCAUAACAAGAAUUUUAUACACCGAGACAUCAAACCCGACAACUUCCUGAUGGGCAUUGGGCGACAUUGCAAUAAGGUUUAUCUGAUAGACUUUGGCCUUGCUAAAAAAUAUCGAGACAGUAGAACGCGACAACACAUUCAAUAUCGAGAAGAUAAAAACCUCACCGGAACGGCACGAUAUGCCAGCAUCAACGCUCACCUGGGUAUCGAACAAAGUCGCAGAGAUGACAUGGAAUCCUUGGGUUAUGUUUUGAUGUAUUUUAAUAGAGGUUCCCUCCCAUGGCAAGGGUUAAAGGCUGGAACAAAGAAACAGAAAUAUGAGAAGAUCAGUGAAAAGAAGAUGUCGACCCCUGUGGAAGUGCUAUGUAAGGGAUAUCCUGCGGAAUUCGCCAUGUACCUGAAUUACACACGAGGAUUGCGAUUCGAGGAGGCCCCGGACUACAUGUACCUGAGACAGUUGUUCCGAAUUCUAUUCCGGACAUUAAAUUAUCAGUACGAUUAUGUAUUUGACUGGACAAUGCUCAAACAAAAGGCAGCUAACUCUGCAACAGUCAUGAACGGAGGAACAACUCACAUGGCAACGGCUGGUCGUUGAAGUAAAAGAGAAAAUGGCAAUAGCAGAGACAUUGUGAAUUCUUCUCAACUUUUUCAUACUAUCUGCAGUACCACUCCAGAGUGGCUGAUUAAUACCACUAUACAGAGUCAUGUGACCAAACAAGUUCUCCACCAUGGGUCACUGUUUGAUUGCUGUGAUAGCUCUCUACAGAGGGCGCUAGUGAUAACUGUAAAUCUUCUGUUACUAUUGGUAACUGUGUGUGUGUAUCCUGUCUUGAAGACUCUAAAAUGUGAAACAUUGAAAACACAGCCAUUAAUUUUCAUUUUUGUGCUGGAGACAGAGCUUUCUAAACUAUAAUCAUGAAGUGAAUGUGCUAUUCAAAUUGCUGUAUAUAUGAUCUGAUUGCUAACUGAGUGAUUUUGAUAUGGUACAUCUGGUUGUAUGUAAAUUUUUAACCCAGUAAGAAUGUGUUCAACAUACUUUUACAAUUUGACUUUACAUAAGUUGUAUUUUUACAUGUAAAUCUAUAGUUUAUAGAAUGUAUGUUCCUGGCAUCAUGAUUAUGAAAUUUGGAUACAUCAGUCUUCGUAAUUAUUUUCAUUUAGUAAUAUUUGUUUUAAAUUUUUGGAAGAAUAAAGAAUAUAGUGCAUCGAGGGUGUUUCAAAAAUUUUGUAUUAGAUUGGUCCAUGCGUAAAUGAUUUUGAGUUGUCUAAAGUUAUGGAUAUUGUUUUAAAUGAGUUACAUUAUUAACAAAGUAUCUGUGUGUUGUUGAUUUUGAAUGAACACUGUCAAUAUAUAACUUGCACUAGCCCUUAUUUUUACCACUUUAUGAACAUGUAUUAUAUAUGUGCUAGCUGUUAUGAUUUGCACAUUUAUCCAAGGUUAUGUCAAGGUCAAUCUUUUAUCUGUAAACAAUCUGUUGAAAUGUAGACAUACAGUGGUAUUCUUUUUUAAAACAUCCCCAGUAAAAUCAUGUAUUUUAUUUGCCAAUUAUAUUUUGUAUGUUACAUGUAUGUGUGCAGUGAACAUUUUUAAACAAUUGAUCUGAUUUUUAAUUUUAUAUAGUUUUUUUAAUGCUUUGUAAGGUUUUGGUUAGACUUUUCAUGUGCAUACAAUUUAACAGGAAGAAAGUUUUUCAUUGUGGUAUGUAUUUAUCGGGAUUUUUUUCAUUUUUGGAUAUAUUUUCUGACUAACUACUGGCUUGAAUAAUAUUUUCAGUCCCCAAUUUUCUUUUUUUCAAUUCAAUAGAUUACACUUCCUAUAAGGCUGUUACUGAUAUCACCACUUACACGUAGCAAUAAACAUAAUUUUGACCUGAGCGGGACCUCCAUUUUUAGCCAAUCAGAGUUCAUGUUUCUUCAUGUUUGUUUAGUGAUUAUAUGAGUGGAUCUUGCACCUGAUCUUACUUAGAUUGUUGAUUUUGUUGGAACUUUUGAGACACAUUUACUCAGAAUUUAAGACAUUCACAAGGACUAUGACAAGUUGACCAAAAGCUGUGAAAAGAGUUGGAAUUUUUUUUAUUCUUUUCUGUCACCACAUUACGGAUAUCAUUUUCAAUGGUGUCCAUGAUAAGUUCAAAUUAACAUAAAUCAACUAUUAUCUGUUUUUAUAUGUUAAAAAAGAGGAUGAAUUUGAUUUGAUCAUGCAAUUGCACAUGGAACCAAUCAGAGUUCAGAUAUCCAACCCUGAAAAUUUCAACUUUAUUUAUCAUAGGAUUGUGAAAAAUGUGGUGGAUCACAAGCCCUUGACCUGGAAAGAAGCCUUAUGCCACAAAUUUUAAACCUUGGCAAAAUAAGACAUUUUGUACAAUGUUUCACUGUACAGAAAUCAUACAUAUGAAAUUAUGACCCUUGAAUGUUAUGAAAAUUUGCCAAACAAAGGUAAAUAAUUCCACAGCUUAUGCAGGAACUAGAUCAGUGACUGGAAUUAUAAAAUGGAUGAGGGGGUAAUCCCCCCCCCCCUCCACAAGUUGCUCUACAUUUGCAUCCAUUCCUUAAUUUGUACAUUUUUGUUUUGUUGUUAUUGGUGAAAGCAAACUGCUGAAUGAAAUAAGAUUCUUAAGGAAAAUACAUCUAUAGUAGAUUUAUUAUGUCAAGUAGAGUGAAUUUUGUUAACAUAUUAUUUGAUGAAAAUUUUUAUCAAUUAACUAAUUUAUCAAAUUAUUAGAUCAAAAUCUACUUACAGGAGAUGGGGAAAAUGUUGCCUAUAUAUUGUAUUGUGCUGCUUUAAUCGUGUACCUGAGAUUAAUCAAAUAACCAUAGUUACCAAUGAAAUGCCAUUCGCUUCCUCGGAUUGUGUUUUCAUUGCAGUGACUUAGUGCCUGUUCAGUAAUCUCACAUCUGUUAUGAACACUCUAUCCAAUCCCUCUCCCGUUACAGACAAUAUACAAUUAUGGACUGUUUAGCAGGGAGACAUCACAAAUUAUCGGGUCUUAGUACAGUUAUCACCCGAGGGUGCCUAUGUGCCCGAGGGUGAUAACCCUACUCAGACCUGAUAAUUUGUGACAUCUCCUGAUAAACAGUCCAUAAUAGUUUUAUUAUCCUGAAGAAUCUGAACGUUAAAAAACACUAUCACACAUAUAUUGACUUGUACCAUAUAUUUUUUUAAAAAUUUAAUAUGUCCACAAAUUUGUAACAACUUUCUGCAGAAAAUUCUGAUAAAUUUUCAAUAGUUUUCGAGGAGUAAAAUCAAUGUUACCCUCAACUACAUGCCCAAUUUUGUUUUACACUGAAUACCAUAUGUUUAUUAGAUAUAUUAUGUAAUGAAAGCAAAUCACUGGAGUUUAAGAGAGUUAAACGAGGGAACACCUUCAAUUGUGAUGUCGCAGUAGAAUGAUGCAAAAAUAUAAUGUCAAACGUAAACAUUUCGUAACGGGUUUCAACAUCAAGAAAAUUGCAUUAGAUUGGGAAUAUUGCACUUCUCGAUUGUUAUUUGUGACUGUUAAUGUUGACGCUAAAGUUAAUGAUUAACAAUCCCAAAUUUUUUUAAUUAUCUUUAUAGAGCUUUCUUGCUUGUGACAUUAGAAUUUAUCUUCUAAAGGGAGACAACACAGUUGUCACCCUGUACGUGAGGGAGACAUCACGAAUCGACCAAUGAAAUUGACUGUAUUAUUCUGAAGGAUAAUAAUAUCAGUAUGACUAUCCAAUCCCUCUCCUGUUACAGACAAUAUUAAUAGUGUGGUUCUAUCCUUAGGGUAUCCCUCUCCUGUUGCAGACAAUAUUAAUAGUGUGGUUCUAUCCUUAGGGUAUCCCUCUCCCGUUGCAGACAAUAUUAAUAGUGUGAUUCUAUCAAUCUUGCUUCCUUUAUUAACUGUACUGUUGUGAUUUUAUCAUUGUGCAAUUGAAUUCAUUUUUCAACUACUGCCAAAAGUGAUAUCUUCUUUGUUAUAAAUCGUAUUGUGUGAAAUCACUUUUUGUUCUUUAAAGAGCACAUUUUGUUUUCUGCGUUUUGUUUUCAACACUAUAGCCAAGUUUUGUUAGAAUAUAUGGUACUUUUAAAUGCAUCAAGUAUUAUUUUGAAAUGAAAUUUCACAUUUUGUGUCACAAACUGGUUUUAUAGUGUUUAAGGUGCACUGAUUUUAUGUUUGGAAAACCUCAUAUGCAAGUACAUAUUGAGGGUAAAAUAUUUUAAUAUAAUUUUGAAUCCUAUUCACUACAUAAGUGAAUUUUUGCAUUUUCUUUCUCUUUACAUGAUUAUAAACAUGCAUUGUCACAGUGCAGUGAUUUUUACCUCACUGGAUUCAUGGAUUCUUCUGCAGAAAGAUUAUUUUUCAUUCAUUUUAAAAUUAACAGUAGCUUCUUAUUUUGCAAUGUUUAAAAUGUGCAAUAUAUAGAUUUAUAUAUAUGCAUAUUUGUUUUCAAAAUAUCAACAUGUGAAUAGUUUUUUAUGAAAAUUCAGUGUGCAAAAUAUGAAUGUAACCCUACCAUUCAGAAAAUUACAUGAUUUUUAUAUUUCUCUCAUCAUUACAUAUGAGAAAAAUAUAGAUCGUUCUCUCCCAUUUUAGCAAUAUUUACCAUGUAUUUUAAGAUUGCGAAAAUUGUGUAGAAAGAAAAUCUAUGUUUACAAAUGCACCAAAGACUUUAAUAGCAAAUCUUAAAACACCCCAAAAAUUUAACUGUUCUUUAAAAAAAAUAUCAUCCCCCCCGCCAUCACUACCCCUUUCCCAUUUAAUUAGUCCCUCCACACACACAGCCCCUGUACCUUUUCCAAGAAAUAAUUUCUUUACAUGAUAUGUACAGGGAUUCACCAACAGCUGAAAUUUGUAUGAAAUUACUUGAGUUAGAUUCUGUUUUUAUAGCACUGAAUAAUAUUGUUUUGCGACUAGAGAAUUUGUGAAAUACCUAAAUAUAGUAUGCUAUGCUAAGUAUGGACAUUGUUUUUUUUUAACUGGAGAGCACUUAUUAAUAGUCAAGCAAUGGCUAUCUCCGCAUUAGAAGCAGUUCAAACAAACAUUUUACAUGGAGAUUUCUCAUUAUAUUACAUUUUUGCCAAAUUUGUGUGUACUGUACGGAAUUCAAGCUUGAGAUAUCGACAUUUAAAGCCAUGAUUUUGGGUGGGCUCUCUUUUAAUAUAUUGUAUGACAGUUCACUGGUUUUCUCACACUGUAAAAUUUCUUUUUCUGAACUACACGCACAUGUGAAGUAUGGUACACUUUGUUGAAUUUUUAUCCUGUAGUAGUAUUUUGAAAACAAGCAAGUUGUCAGUGAGUUUUGUUAAGUUAUAUUAUGAAAGGACACCUGUGAGCAUAAUGUUUGCCAAUUGACUUUCAAUUUAAAUAUGUGAAAUGCAAGCAGCGUGAAAAUUGCUCCGGUACUGAAUACUAAAUUUGAUGUAUUAGUGUUUUUUAUUCCAUCAUGCUGACCAAUACUAUGUUUAUCAGUUGUCAAACAAGGUGAAAAUAAAUUCUGAAUCUGA
Ostrea edulis (European flat oyster) is the source of this 6052-nucleotide messenger RNA. Its product is annotated as casein kinase I-like. The transcript has 8 exons. Gene Ontology annotation, biological process: negative regulation of canonical Wnt signaling pathway; peptidyl-serine phosphorylation; signal transduction. Lineage: Eukaryota; Metazoa; Mollusca; Bivalvia; Ostreida; Ostreidae. The record is from RefSeq and is a predicted model, not a curated record. The coding region runs from base 200 to 1177 and encodes 325 amino acids. Gene Ontology annotation, cellular component: cytoplasm; nucleus. Gene Ontology annotation, molecular function: protein serine/threonine kinase activity; ATP binding.